GAUUCACAGUUGUUCGUAGCUCAAAAAACACAAUCACCAUGGCUUCAUCUUCAACCUCGGCUCGUUCCAGGCCAAGGGGAGAUCACCUCCCUCUCAUCAUGUGCCCCGACUGCGGUGAGGUGCAGGUAGAGACCAACAUCAGCGGCGUACCUGGGCCUAACAUGGGCAGACGUUUUUACAAGUGCCCGAUCGACAACGGCCCCAACAAGUGUGGUUGGUUCAAGUGGGAGGAAUCCUACGCUGGCAUCCUCACAAGGCGUCAAACAGCGGCCAUCCGCGCGCAGCCAAGGGGAGUUAAUCAAGCGGAACAGGGGGAUAUGAUGGUACCACAACCGUCGCCGGCUAGGCGCCCGCAACAAAACACGGCUUGGGGAACGAACUGGAUGAUGAUAGCUUUAAUGGCAAACAUCGCUGUCAACAUCAUCUUGACCAUAGCCCUCAUUGGAUGCAUGUGAAGAAGUUCGGCACAAUGCGGCAGUAGCACGAAGCAGUGUAUCUUUUUUUUAUUGACCAAGUAGAUCUUCUAACAUGUAUGGUUUUUCGUUUUAUAAGGAAUUAGUUCUUAAUCUAUGCUGCCAUGUUUCCGAACUUUAACUAGCAUCAGCGCGCGUGCUCUGAUUGUAAUUAGAGCAUGGCACCAUCGUCCGGUCUGGUAGGCACUGUGAUAGUAAAUGCAUUGAGAAGUCAUGUCUCACUGUAAAAAGUUGUGCCACCCGAGCAAUCAAUCGCGCCCGAGCACACAGGUGCACCUUUUUCUACGCACGGCGACUUGGACACAGCUGCAUUUACCACUCGCAUCAGUAUCGUGCACACGCAGACAACUCUCGUCCUCGCUCCCAUCUCUACCAGAAGCGACGACAUCUCAUUAGCAGUUGGCCCGACGAUCUACUCUUUUUCCUCGGUGUAGCAAGCAUCGACGAAGAACGCAGGCACCGCAGGAAGAGAUAUGGAAGCCCAUGUCGAUCUAGAAGAGCUUGAGGCUCAGAACACAGAGUUUCGCCAGUUCAAUUCAGUACAGGGAACGAUUGCAGUUACAUCUAGGAUUUCAGUUCAGAAACUAGUUAAUAUAUUUUCGCAGUUCACUGAUUUCAAGAGACAGCUAGUUAGAGAUAUUGGAUUUGGAGGUGUGCUCGGGAUCAAGCCGCUGCCAAUGCUGAAUCUUAAAUUCAGUUCCUGCUUAAUGGAGAAGGUCAACCCAGACACCAAAGAGAUUCUAAUAGAUGAUGACCGCGGAAUAAAGUUCUUUCCAAAGGACGUUAGCAAUGUUUUUGGCAUCCCUUGUGGUACAAAGAAAAUAUCCACUUAUCCAACAAAACUAUCCAAAGCAUGUGCAGAAUUCAAAAAAAUUGCCGAAGAGAUGAGCGACAAGGGCGUGCACAGUCUGAAGGCUGCCGAAGCUAUCCUGGUGAAGCAUCUGGACACAGAUUCACCGGCUAUAGACAUAGACAUGUUCAAGAUCGCUGCUGUUAUUUUUGUUGUGGGUCACAUGCUCUGUCCAUCAUCAAAAAAUGACUACACUAGCGUUGAUUAUUGGGAAGCACUCAGCACAACCGCAGAGAUCAGCGAGUACAAUUGGAGUGAAUUUGUAGUUGAGCACCUGCUUUCCGCUGUACGGAAGUUGAAGUGUGAUUUGCAGACUCGGACACUCUACCAUACAUCUAAUUGGAUGCCAUUUGUUUCUUCAGGUUUUUGUCUUGGACAAUUUAGAGCUAGGAUCGCUCACACGGCGCGCCACCUCAUCACCAAGGAUUGCUCUUUUUGACUACGAAACCAUCUGCAAGAUGGUAGAUUCACUAAACAUCAGCCAGAGUGGCGAGCCAACAUUCAUAUUCACCAGGGGGAUGCGGAUUGACGACGUCGGGUACUCAAGGUGCUUCACAAACAAGCUUGUAAUUCAGCAGCAUGUAUCCUCACCAUUCGGGGCAGGCCUUGAGCAGAACAAUAUGUUCAAGACACCAGACACCACCUCACGACAGUACAACCCAAGCUUGGUUUCUAAUCCAAUGGUUCAUGCUACAAGUCGGAAAGGGCCUUCAGAUUUUGCCCGCCACCUCCAUGAACGCUACCCUGAACUAGUGUCAGACCCAAUAGCAAUUUUCUUAAGGGAGCACAACGCAAGGGUAAUCAGGAACAUGUUCGAGCUACAGCAGAAAUACCAUGAGGAAAUCACAGCCUUUGCUGACAAAAUAAUGCUCAAAUUAUCACAACGGAACAAGUGUGACACCAAUAACAUCUUCGAUGUAGGCCAGCCUACCACGAACAACAAUAGCAGACCUGCUGGUUGUUCACAUGCGCCGCCCGCAACAAUGUAUGGCGGCAACCCACAGCUGAUUUCCAAAUCUGCAUCCGGCGAUGACGGAUGCUCUGCAACCCGGUCCACCAGUCAGAGUUCAGUUUCUGGUAAGCGUCAGUUAGCACACGUAACGACAGCAGGCAGCAUGGACACUGCUGGAUCUGCGUCAUCUGGCACCCACAAUUCUGGUAAGACGUGCAAGCGCCAUCCAUCAUUUUCUUAGUGAUUUUGUUUCUACCAUGUAUUAUUCUGAAUAGACCGGCAACACCUUUUUGUGGUGGAUGGGGCUGCCAAUUUGCUACGUUUGCACGCGCGGCAGGAUGGCAUCGGAAAAAAACACGCAUUAACCAGCCAGAUUUCGAAGAUGACACGGAGACAAGCCUAGGCAUUGAACAAAGUACAUCCGAAAUAAUGCCAAUACCCAAGAACCAGAAGAAGGAGAUACUCAACGAGCUAGCUGCUACCACACAGUUUGCAAUCGAUGUCAUUGAACAAUUGACGUUGUUAUAUGCGGACAAGCUCCCAGUUGGGUGUGAGGGUGCAAUAAUAUUUGGGCAGUGCCUCACCGAACGCAUCGAAAAAAUAUUGCUCGGUGGAUCGAACAUGGCACGGGACCCCUAGGCAAGUGGUUCUGUUCCACACCCACCAUCGCCGACAGCUGUAGCAGCGAUAAAAGACUGGUUCUCCCCCGCAUCAACUCUAUCAAGUUAGACGGCUCACAAUUAUAUGAACAGAUCAUCGGGGGUCACCAAUUGAGCCACGAGCUGUGUGCCGUCAUCAUGAGGCGUUUUGGUCAGAUCGAUUCUAUUCUAAAUUGCGGUGCAAUUGGUACGAGAUGGAGAAAAUUCAUGGAGCCAGACAUAGCCGUGAGUACCAUAGCCACACAAAAAAACAAAAAUGUCCUCUUUUUUUUAUGCCCGACCCAUUUUUAAUGGAGUGAUUUUUUUGCUGCGCCA
This is a messenger RNA of Hordeum vulgare subsp. vulgare (domesticated barley), 3249 nucleotides long. RefSeq lists its product as uncharacterized. The record is from RefSeq and is a predicted model, not a curated record. NCBI's taxonomy places the organism in Eukaryota, Viridiplantae, Streptophyta, Magnoliopsida, Poales, Poaceae. The coding region runs from base 1782 to 2516 and encodes 244 amino acids. The transcript is spliced from 9 exons.